This is a messenger RNA of Camelus dromedarius (Arabian camel), 1611 nucleotides long. RefSeq names its product olfactory receptor 5M8-like. Gene Ontology annotation, biological process: sensory perception of smell; G protein-coupled receptor signaling pathway. Gene Ontology annotation, molecular function: G protein-coupled receptor activity; odorant binding; olfactory receptor activity. The record is from RefSeq and is a predicted model, not a curated record. Gene Ontology annotation, cellular component: membrane. Lineage: Eukaryota; Metazoa; Chordata; Mammalia; Artiodactyla; Camelidae.
AUGAGAAGAAACUUCACUUCAGUGACUGAGUUCAUUCUCCUGGGACUGACCAGUCGCCUGGAAUUGCAGAUUCUCUUCUUUGUGCUGUUUCUGGCCAUUUACGUGACCACGGUGGCAGGGAAUCUUGGCAUGAGUGUCCUCAUCUGGGUCCAUGCACGGCUCCACACGCCCAUGUACUUUUUCCUGAGCCACUUGUCCGUCAUGGAUCUGUGCUUCUCUUCCAACGUGACUCCAAAGUUGCUGGAGAUUUUCUUAUCAGAGAGGAAAACCAUCUCCUAUUCUGCUUGUCUGCUGCAGUGUUACUUCUUUAUUGCCCUGGUCCCUGUGGAGAUCUACAUCCUGGCUGUGAUGGCCUUGGAUCGGUACAUGGCCAUCUGCAACCCUCUGCUUUAUGGCAGCAAAAGGUCCGGGAGCGUGUGCACCUCCCUCAUCACAGUGCCUUAUGUGUAUGGGGCACUCACUGGCCUGAUGGAGACCAUGUGGACCUACAGCCUCGUCUUCUGUGGCCCCAGUGAAGUUAAUCACUUCUACUGUGCUGACCCGCCACUGAUUAAGCUGGCUUGUUCCGACACCUACAACAAAGAGUUGUCCAUGUUUGUUGUGGCUGGGUUUAACUUCACCUACUCUCUCCUUAUCAUCCUCAUAUCCUAUAGCUACAUAUUCCCCGCUAUCCUGAGGAUUUGUUCAGAAGGAAGGCGCAAAGCUUUCACUACCUGUAGCUCUGAUCUGACAGCUGUCACCAUAUUCUAUGCAACUCUUUUCUUCAUGUACCUCAGACCGCCCUCAAAGGAAUCCGUGGCACAGGGGAAAAUGUUGGCCGUGUUUUAUACCACUGUGAUCCCCAUGUUGAAUCCCAUGAUCUACAGUCUUAGGAACAAGGAUUUAAUUCAUUUGCACAGAGUUGUCAUAAAAAAUGAGAUGCUCAAAGUGACCAAAGCAAGCUGUUUACAUACCAUUUUUAGACAAGUCACCAUUAUUUGUGAAGAUUUAACAAGACCAAGGCGCUUGUGCUGGGGUACUGAAAUAAUCAACCAAUGCCUCACGUAUGACAAAGACAUGUUCAGAAGAAACUACACUGAAGUGACAGAAUUUCUUCUCUUGGGUCUGACAAGCCUUUGCGAGUCUUUCUUUGUCUUGUUCCUUGCAGUUUACAUAGUCAUUGUGAUAGGAAACCUGGGCGUGAUUGUCUUAAUCAGAACUGAUGCUCGACUUCACAUGCCCGUGUACGUUUUCCUCUCAAGUUUGUCUGUUUUAGAUCUGUGUUUCUCCACAAAUGUCACUCCCAAAAUCUUACAGAAUUUCUUAUCAGAGAAGACGACUAUCUCAUAUGCAGGCUGUCUGGUGCGGUUCUGUAUUGUCAUGGCUGUGGUCCUUACAGAACACUGCAUGACGGCUGUCAUGGCAUACAACUGCUACGUGGCCAUCUGCAAUCCUCUGCUCUACAGAAACCCAAGAAUCAAGAAAGAGUUAGAAUCAGGUUACUUGGCUGGUCUGAAAAACACAUUACCCAAACCUCAAAUAUUAGAUCCAGAAACAUACGGGGGUCACAGGCUGAAUUACCAUGGGGUGAGAGAAGCAGCACCCAGUGGAGGGAUGUGCCCAAUAGUCUAA